CGGGACUGCCAGGUUGGAGAAGCUUCAGAAGGAGUCAAGCUGAGCCAUGGCACACACACCAGAAGCCUCCCCCCGCCAUCUGAUGCACCAAUUCUGGGAAGAGCACUCGCGGGACUCCUCGCUGCAGGAAAUGAUGCUGGACUCAGGAGCGCAGGAACUCACGCUGGAAGACACGCCUGAGAUCCUCAGCCUCCUGCCUUUCCUGGAAGGACAAGACGUGUUAGAACUGGGAGCCGGGAUAGGCCGAUUCACUGGAUCGCUGGCAGACGUAGCCCAUCACGUUACCGCGGUUGAUUUUAUGAGUAGCUUCCUGAACCGGAAUCAGCAAGAAAACGGUCAUCGGAGCAACAUAACAUUUUCUCAGGCUGACGUUACCAACCUGAAACUGCCAAGCCAGAGCUUCGACCUCAUCUUCUCCAACUGGCUGUUCAUGUACCUCUCGGAUGCCGAGCUGAGCGCUUUGGCCCAGCAGAUGCUUUUCUGGCUACGACCGCAGGGGCGCAUUUUCUUCCGGGAAUCCUGUUUCUACCAGUCAGGAAACAGCCCAAGACGUUUUAACCCUUCGUUGUACCGAAAGCCUGCCGAAUACAAUCAUCUCCUCACUUCAGCCCGAGCGACGAUUGGAAGCGAGUCCUAUGGCUUUGAGAUCGUCCUGUCCCGAUCAGUGCAGACUUACAUAAAGAGAAAGCAAAACCAGAAUCAGAUUUGCUGGCUUCUCCAAAAAGUCCCCCGGGAGCAAAAAAACACGCUUGGAUAUGACACGUUCCAGAAAUUUCUAGACAACGAACAAUACGCCACACGGAGCAUCCAGCGCUACGAAUGGAUCUUCGGACCUGCGUUUGUCAGUGUAGGCGGCUUGGAUACCACCAAGGAGCUGGUUCGCCUGCUGGAUUUGAAACCAGGUCAACGUGUGCUGGACGUGGGCUGUGGACUUGGGGGUAGUGAUUUCUACCUGGCGAAGGAAUUUGGCGUGGAAGUGUUAGGCCUGGAUCUUUCAUCCAACAUGGUGGAGCUGGCCUUGGAACGGGCCCAGAAGGAACCCAGUUCGUUGGUCCAAUUUGAAAUCAGUGACGUGACCCGGAGAACGUUCCCAGAAGCCUCCUUUGGUAUUGUUUACAGUCGAGAUACUGUCUUGCACAUAGAAGAUAAAGUUAGUCUUUUUCGGCGGCUCCUGUCGUGGCUAAAACCCGGCGGGCAGCUUCUCAUCUCCGAUUAUUGCUGCGGGCAACGUCCGUGGUCCAAAGCUUUCACCCAAUACGUCAAGCAGAGGAGGUACAGCCUGCUCACCCCUGAAGACUACGGCCAGGUAUUGCAAGAGGCUGGAUUUGUGCAGGUCAAAGUUUUGGACUCAACCGAGCGGAUGUUGUCUGCUUUGACCCAAGAGCUUCAAAGAUUGGAGACAAGCCGGGAGAAAUUUGUUCAGGAAUUCUCAGAGGAUGAGUUUAAGUCCAUGGUCUCUGGGUGGCAGGAGAAACUGCAACGCUGCGCGGAUGGGGACCAGCGCUGGGGGGUCUUCCUCGCCCAGAAGCCACAGUAGAGCAAGGCAGGAACCCACAUCAUCCUUUGGUGAUCUCCAAAACCUUUCUGAACCUCCAGCUUUUAGCAGCAACUCCAAAUGUGAACGUCCUGGCUUGGCUUCCUGGCUGCUCCCCAUGGAUUUGCAAGUCCCACCGGCUUCCUUUGGGAACACAGGGUUAGAGAAGACGUCUCUUUCCACUCAACCACGCUCCUGGCCCUUUUAGCAGAUGGCCGGGGGCUGAGUCAUCCCAGGGUGGUUGGCAAGCGGGAGUUUGUUGCUCUGCGUCUCCCUCCUUUCCACCCAUCUGUUUUUCCUUUAGUUGCAUUGCUUCCUUCCAAAAUCCGUCUCCAAAAUUAGUAGAGUGCAAGGAAUGUCACACCCCUGCCAUCUCAGCCUGGGUCUCGGCAGACAAAGAAUUCUGCAGAACUCCGAAGAUUACACAGUUGCCCUUCGUCCUGUCCAACUGUCCUAAUAAAAGUACAGCUGUCAUAUGGAUUUUAGAUGUUUUUUCCCCCUUCGGAUUCAUAGAGUGGCAUUUGCUCCUGCAACUGAUUUGCUGCUAGUCCUGUUUUUCUCAACAUGAAUGUUCGGAUCCAAUGGGUUUUAGGUCUUUAAAAGCAUUUUCCUGUAUUUUGCCCUCAACCACCCAUCCCAUCAGGGCAUUCUAGGAAAAGAAGCUAGCAGUGACUGGUGGAGGCAAAUUCCUGUCGGGGACUUCCAAAAAUGAGAGAGACAGAGAGGAUUUGGAAUCCAAACACCGGAUCUUUUCCUGUGCAAUGUUUAUCAUUGUUUAGAACUGGGGAAGGAUUUUAAUAAAAUUAACUUGGUCUCCUCUUC
Messenger RNA from Python bivittatus (Burmese python), 2356 nucleotides. RefSeq lists its product as uncharacterized. The record is from RefSeq and is a predicted model, not a curated record. NCBI's taxonomy places the organism in Eukaryota, Metazoa, Chordata, Lepidosauria, Squamata, Pythonidae.